This is a messenger RNA of Megalobrama amblycephala (Wuchang bream), 3179 nucleotides long. Its product is annotated as cell wall protein DAN4-like. The record is from RefSeq and is a predicted model, not a curated record. Gene Ontology annotation, molecular function: protein binding. NCBI's taxonomy places the organism in Eukaryota, Metazoa, Chordata, Actinopteri, Cypriniformes, Xenocyprididae. The transcript is spliced from 8 exons. Bases 160 to 2244 code for a protein of 694 amino acids.
GGACAGUAGAGCACAGAAUCACAACAGGACGAUCAGUGGACAGGAGAGUAUCGCAGAUAGAGUAUCUUAAUCUGAAGAGUCCAGUUUGUCUAGGUGUAGUACAUUUCCCAUCGUGACCUGAGAUUGACAACCAGCGAAUCGUCAAGAAGCAGAUGUGAGAUGAACGCACUGUGGCUGCCACUUCUCCUAAGCUCAGUCAUAUGGGCAGAGGAGGAUUAUUUUCAUAUUUCCCCCAAUGCCACAUGGGACAGCUACACUUUCCCUGACCGAAAUGCCACAUGGGAUGAGGCCAGGGACCACUGCCAGAAAUGUUUCAAAGAACUGACGACCAUCACCAGUGGAAACGUCCACCUCAUUGUGCGGAAGAACGCCUCUUUGAACUACUGGACCGGGCUCCGCAGGAGUUACAAUGGCACCGUCUCAUGGUCCAAAUGGUCCAAUGAGGAUCCCGUUACAUAUCAGAAUUGGUACCCUGGUCAUCCUGUGCCAAAUAAAGUAAAGGAAAAGAUGACUGUAUGUUUCUCAACUACAGAAACUCCACUGAGCACCUUAAUAACUACUACAACGUCAACCCCAGUGACCUCAACACAAACCUCUACAGUAACUACUCCAGUAACCUCUCCUUCUAACAAAACAGAUGGAACGUGUCCUAUACUGACUGAGAUCCUUGAAUGCUUAAAUAUGGUAUGUAAUAUGACAUAUAAUGAACUUAAAGAUGCAGUGCAUAAGUACACGUAUGCGAUACCCCAGGCUGUCACCCCUAACACCACAACAUAUAGCACCACCCCUCAUGCCACCACAUUUAGCACAGCCUUUAAUACCACAACAAAUGGCUCCACGACUGAGAGCACCACAGCCAGCAACUGCAUCCUCGUGGACAAGCCGGAUUCUGAAGUGUACAUCGAUGAUGCUUGCGUGGUCCUGUUCAGCUAUGGCAUGUGGAAAGAAGUAAAAUGCACUGAAAGUCAUCCCUUUAUCUGUUAUGAUGUGCCAUCUGCUGUUGAAAAUCUGACAGUAGUGAGCGUGAUGACUGAAAGCAUCUUACUCACCUGGAGUAAACCAGUAGGAGACAGUGACUUCUAUUCAGUAGAGUACAGGAAGCAGAAUGAAACCCGUACUCAAAAAAGCAAAUGCAAGGACAGCAACGAGUGCAAUGUUACAGGUCUUUCUCCAGGAUUUGAGUAUAAUUUCACAGUUAAAGCUAUAGUGAAUGACAAUAUUGAAGGAGUGUCGAGCAGCGUUUCUGAUUACACCAAGCCUUCAAAGGUUGUAAACCUAACAUCAACAAAUGAUAACAACACAUUCAUUAAAGCCUCUUGGAAGCUUCUUGCUGGUAACCAUUCAGGGUACCGCUAUUGUCUUUAUGAAAGCACUACCUGUACUACCUGUGAGAAUGCAACAAACUGCAACACUACAACAAGGGAAUCAAUAGAAGAGGGUGGUAAAACAGAUGGCACCAAGUAUUGCCUGUGUGUGGCAGCACUAACAAACAAUGACAUCCUAUCAGGAGAAAUGGUUGGAAUCCCAGCAUACACACGCCCGAAAACUGUGAUCCUCUCUUUGGAUGUCACAAGCAAAUCCAUAACAGCCAGCUGGACAAUACAUGGGAAUUAUGAAAAAUUCAAUGUGACGAUUGAAACAACUCAAAUCUCUCCAAACUAUUUUAACUUUGCCACUACUAAUGACUUGAAUUACACUUUCCGUGGCCUGAUGGCAGCAGUGAAUUACACCGUUACAGUUGUCACUCUUAAUGGUGACCUGGAAAGUAAACCUGCUACAAAGUCAAAGUACACCGUCCCUGUUAGUCCUAGUUGGGUAAAUGCCACCUCUGACAAAACUAACAUAAAAGUAACCUGGGGAGCUCCAGAAGACUCAAAGAAUGCCUCGAUUGACUAUUCUGUGCAGUAUGGCACUGCUUUCUGGAAAGAACAUUCUGAAAUGACAACAGAUAAAACAAGCAUCAGCUUUACUAAUUUAAAACCAGGAACAAAAUAUGACUUUAAUGUCAGUGUUGUGGCUGGAAAUUUGACAAGUUUUCCAGUCAACGCUUCUGCAAAAACAGAGCCUGAGAAGAAGACACUGAUCCUCACAAUGUUGUGCUCCUCUCAAACGCCACUUCAGUGUGAAAGAAAUGAUACUCAGACUGAUCUAUUAAAACAGCUGAACAUAACAUUUACUAAUGAAUUUGAAGACUUGGUCCACUGGAAGCUGAAGUGGGUGGAGAGGAAGGUGAACAGUCCUUAAAGCAAACGCUGGGUUUAUAAAAACAGAUGGAUAUAGAAGCAGUCAACAUUUAUUGUGAUUCAUUUCUUAUCAAAUAUUUGUAUGAUUUCUAUUUAACGCAGACUCUCUGUUCUUUGAAUCCCUAUGGAUACGAUCAUUACGUCAUAAAAACAUACUGUGUGUUUUUACAUUUACUCAUCCAAGAUAAUUUCAGAUAAUUUUUUGUAUGCCAUACAAGAUUCUGCUCCAUUUUAAGUUGAAAUGACUUGAUUUGAUUAUACUUAAAAACUUAAGACAGCAAGUUGACAUUUUUUUAUAGUAGCUAACAUGAAAAAACUAUUACUGAAAAAAUAAUACUGAAAUGUUGUGUGAUUUGUUUUGUUUUCUGAUCGUGAUUUCGGAUUAUGUUGUUUAGCAGACACUUUUAAGCUUUUCUUGAAAGAUGCUCUCAGUAGUUUGGGUUCUCAUUGGUUUUUAAUUGCAUUUUUUUUCUUUUCACAAAAUGCAGACCUGUGUACUGUGAAUAUUGUGGUGUGAUGAUAAUUUACUGUAGUCGAGGGAGAUAUAAUUCAUUUGUGUAACACUGUAACAUUUAAUCAUUUUUGUCAGUGACAUUUGUUAUAGCUGCAUGUGAAUUGCAGUUUUAAUUUUUAUGGUGGAAUUUUUACUGUUACUAUUUUAGAUUUUUUCGGGGAUUGGUUUCAUUAUAAAUAAAUCUAUUCCACAUGCAUUUGACAGCUUCAUUUCACUACAUUAUACAAGUUCUCAGCAUAAUUACUGUCCUUCAGACACGCCAAAUAAUAUGCACUGCAAAAAGGGAUUUUCUUACUUUCCGUCUAGUUUUCCAUUACAAAUAUCAUAAUUGCAUUGUUGUUUAUUGCAUCACAUCUUUUCAAAAUGUACUAUAAAUAAAAUAUGAGGCUGCUAGCACAGAAAUGUCUAUAUUCUCUAUGACU